Molecule: messenger RNA, 2551 nt
Organism: Manis javanica (Malayan pangolin)
Lineage: Eukaryota; Metazoa; Chordata; Mammalia; Pholidota; Manidae
Source: RefSeq, a predicted model, not a curated record
GACAGUGCUGCUUCACCUUCUGUUCCAGGUUGAAUCCCAAAAAUGUUCACCAGAGACCUACAGUGGCCCUGCUGUGUGGGCCCCAUGUGAAGGGGGCUCAGGGUAUCAGCUGUGGAAGGCACCUAGCCAACCAUGAUGUCCAGGUCAUCCUCUUCCUGCCAAACUUUGUCAAAAUGCUGGAGUCCAUCACCAAUGAGCUGUCUCUCUUCAGCAAGACCCAGGGCCAGCAGGUGUCCAGCCUCAGAGAUCUGCCCACUAGCCCCGUGGACCUGGUGAUCAACUGCCUGGAUUGCCCUGAGAAUGUCUUCCUGCGGGAUCAGCCUUGGUACAAGGCAGCCGUGGCCUGGGCCAACCAGAACCGGGCACCAGUACUCAGCAUAGACCCUCCUGUGCAUGAAGUCGAACAAGGCAUUGAUGCCAAGUGGUCACUGGCUCUGGGUCUGCCUCUGCCCCUGGGGGAGCAUGCAGGUCGCGUCUAUUUGUGUGACAUUGGCAUUCCCCAGCAGGUAUUCCAAGAGGUGGGCAUCAACUACCACUCACCCUUUGGCUGCAAGUUUGUCAUCCCUCUGCACUCUGCCUAGAAGGGCUCUGGGUGGACUGGGCCCCGCAGUGACCCGCUGCUCCCGACACUGAGCUUGACAGCGAACGCCUUAAGGAUGUGAAACUUCAUGGACCUUGAUCAAUUUUUUCUCUUUUGGGUUUAUUUUUCCUGUGAGAGAACAGAUCAUAUUUAAAACUGACCUAUCACCUGCCCUUAGACAGGGAAAGCUCCCCCACUGGGUGUGCGGGUUGUCGGGCGGCCCGCUGAGCGCAGUGGCUCCAGGCAUCUCUAUACUUGGCCUUCUCCUGCAUGGCCAGGCGGGGCUUUGUUUACAGACAUAGGCAGCUCACAGACUGUGUUUCAGGUUUACAGCCACGGCCGGGUGCACGCCUUACGGGGGGUGGGGCGGGUCCUGGUUGGGGGCCUGUGUUUGCUCCAUUUCAGAGCUUGUGGCUUCCUCUCCGGUUUCCCCCAGUGAGCCCGUCAGCCCCUCCUCUGAUCACGUAGAACUGGCCGCGCUGCCGCCUUCCACUGGAGGGCGGACUGGCACGCUCCAUUCAUUUUGGGGACUGGGGUGAGGCUUUCUGAGCCUCACAAGUUUAUUUGGGGAUUUUGGCCCUUUCUCCUGAGCUGAUCCGAGUUUCACGCUGGGAUUGUUGUCAGCGGUCCCCCCUCCUUCCCGUUCCAUCACUCAGAGACGGGGAAGGGGGCGGCAUUAGGAUGGUUUUACUGCACUGGGAUUUCAUACCGGUUUUCGGCUGUUUUCACAGGUAUCAUAAGGUUAUGUUACUGUAGAACCGCAGAGCCCCCCAACUCCAUACCCGCUCUAGCUGGGGGCUGAGCCCUCAAGGUGCACCUUUAAUGUUCAGUGUUGGGGAGCCCCUGGGGGAGCCUGGUGCUGAGUCAGAGGAGGCUCCCUGGUGCUUCCGUCACCCCAGAGCAGGGUGCAUGGCUGUCUCGUCUGGGCUCUGCCCCAGCUCUUAGUGUCGGGGCUUUGAGCCCUUGGUGGUUGUCCAGUCUAGGUGAGUAAGCUUGGGGUCGGCACCCUGUCUCAAAGAUGCCGAAAUGAGGCUAGUUCUGAAUGAGCUACCUGGUGGGGCUGUCACAGGAUCGCACUGCUGCUCAGAUCCUAUGGCACGGAGUCCCUGGACCUUCCUAGGCCUUGGAGGCUGCUUGGUAGGACAGGAGCCAUGCCCUGGAGUCCCUGGCACGGGCCCUUGUGCUUUCAAGCCUUUUUCCGGGCUCCAGGCAUCCUUCUGCCCUGUGCCCACCCACUGUGGCUCGGGGUGAAUGGGAAGGCUCACCACGGAUCGAGGAUGCGGUAGGCCCGGGUAGCGUGGGUUUCGGGCUACCUAACCGCUUCCCUCAUAGGAGUAUAGCCAGGAGCAGACGGAGGGGGGCGGGGGGCGGGUCUCUCCUUCCCUCCCGUCCUCCCUCAAAUGUCUCCAGCAGCGGGAGAAGGCCAGAGACUGAGCCCUGUGCUGUGCAUCCUCCAUGGGGCUUCGCUCACUCUCAGGGCCAGGAAGCUCCCAAGUGAGGCCCUUCCUUUACUGGCAAGGCCCGCAGUCCGAGCAGCAGGGCUGGACUGCUUACAGGCAUUUUCGUAAGUAACCGUUAGACAGAGUCUGGCUGCCUGUUGCAGUCAGGCCCUCUGACUUGGUACAGUGGAACACCAGUCAGAAGAACUGUGUCCCGGCAGACUGCUUGCUCCUGACCCAGGGUCAACUGCAGUGGCCCUGGGUGGGUGAUGGCCUUUGUUGAGGGGCAGUGGGAGUCUGCACCCAAGCCGCUCCCUCUUCUCUCCCCAGGUGGCACUGGAGCCUCUUCCCACCCUUAGCCUAACCCCAGUGGUAUUAAAGAUAAGCAUGACUCCUCUGUCUUCAGCUCUUUUCAGAGGCAUCCUGCCCAGAGUGCCCAGUUCCCAAGGGGCCCAGCCAGCUGGUCACGACCAUAACUCAUGCAGCUCUUGGGGAGCCAAAAACCAGCACUAAAAUAAAGCUGAAUGGUGGA